AUGCAGUACGUGCCAUUGAGAUCCAACUAUAGAAUAGGCACUCGACAAAGUGAAUUAGCACUCGUUCAAACUGACAGUGUUAUUGAACAACUUCAUAAAUUCUAUCCAAGUAUUCAAUAUGAAGUCAUUAAAAUCAAAACAAUCGGAGAUAAAAAUCUAUUAGAUCCACUCGCACAUAUUGGUGAUAAGGGUUUAUUUACAAAAGAACUUGAAGUUGAACUUAACAAAAACACUAUUGACUUUGUUGUUCAUUCAUUGAAAGAUGUUCCAUCAACUGUUUUACCACCGAAUAUGGUGAUCGGUGCAAUACUUGAGCGCGCCGACCCACGCGAUGCUGUUGUUAUUGCACCAUGGCACAAUAAAACAUCUUUAAAUGAACUACCACAUGGCAGCGUUAUUGGCACGAGUUCAACACGUCGUAUUGCACAAUUGAAAUUAAAUUAUCCGCAAUUUGAGUAUAAAAAUAUACGUGGAAAUAUGAAUACGCGCUGGGAAAAAUUAAAUAACCGAGAACUUGGAUAUGAUGCUAUGAUUGCAGCUGUUGCCGGUUUACAACGUUUAAAAUGGACGAAUAGAAUAAGUGAAAUAAUUGAACCUGACCGAGUUCUUUAUGCUAUUGGACAAGGAGCUUUAGGAAUUGAAUGUCGACACAAUGAUACUGAUACGAUUCGCAUGUUAUCAGUACUCAAUCAUGAGCCAACAGUUGUUUGUUGUGUUGCAGAACGAGCUUUUCUCAAACGAAUUGGUGGUGGUUGCAGUAUACCUAAUGCUGUAUGCACAGUAUACAAUGAAAAAGAAUUAAAAAUUGAUGGUGUUUUACUGAAUCUUGAUGGUUCACGUUUUGUUAAAGAUCGUGUUGAAAAUCUUGACCUAACUAAACCAAUGGUAAUAACAAAAGGUGGUUCAUCAUUAUUUGUUUCAAGUACGGACAAUGAUUUUUUAUCACUGGAUGACGAUACACCACCAAUAGAUGGAUCUUCAAAUCCAAUGAAUUCCAACCAAUCACACAAUAAAUCAGAUAUAGAUUCUAUACGUAUUUUCAAUCCUUCAUCUUCUAUUCCACUAUCCGUCACAUCGACAGAAACCACAACAACAGAAGUUGCACCAUUACUGCGUCAUUACGCUCAUGUAUGUGGUGUGAAUAUAAAUGAAACAAUAUUAGAAAAUGCAGAAUUAUGUGGAACAAAUCUUGCUGUUAAACUCAUGCAAAUGGGCGCUGAUAGUAUAUUAGAAGAAAUUCAGCAACGAGUGACUACUAUUUCCAGUUAG
This is a messenger RNA of Rotaria socialis, 1269 nucleotides long. The record is from the annotation of a GenBank genome assembly. Lineage: Eukaryota; Metazoa; Rotifera; Eurotatoria; Philodinida; Philodinidae.